CGUGUCUAAAAUUUUUAUUGUUUGUUGUUCAUAAGCUUAUGAGCGUCUCUUCCCUUAAUACAGUUGAUUGGGCGUUUUUGCUGGCCAUCUGUCUGUUUCAACCAAAGCUAAAUUUUGUGUCUACUAAUAUUUAAAUAUUUGCAAUGUCGUGGGACUCUUAUCUUGAUAAUCUCUGUGCACAAUCAAAUGAUUCAACUGGCAAAGCGCACUGUGGUAAAGCUGCUAUAAUAUCUUUAGAUGGAGGUGCAUCAUGGACUUCUCCAAAUCAUCCUCAUGGUAUUCAAUUAACACCUGCUGAGGGACAGAAGAUAGCCCAAAUGAUGAAGUCUGGUGAUUUCUCAUCUGCCCAAGCAAAUGGUAUUAUUAUGGAAGGUGUUAAAUAUCAAUUUCUCAGAGAAGAUGGAAAAGUAGCUUUUGCUAAAAAGAAAGAUCAUGGAGCUAUAACAAUUCAAAAAAGUAAAUCAGCUGUAGUUAUUGGACAUACAUCAGAAGGUUGCCAGCAAGGUAAUACAAACAAGGCUGUUGGUGUAAUUGCUGAUUAUCUUGAGAGUGUAGGAAUGUAAAAAUUAAGACAUUAUUCAAUUCUCAGACAAUGGUCAUGCUGCAAUGUCGGAAUUUUACGUAGUUGUAUUGAUCACCUUACGGAACUAAAUGUUAAAGCGCAUUUUUUGUUUGCUGUUUUAUAAUACUCGAUUUAAAUAAAAGUUA
Hydra vulgaris (swiftwater hydra) is the source of this 708-nucleotide messenger RNA. RefSeq names its product profilin. Gene Ontology annotation, cellular component: cell cortex. The record is from RefSeq and is a predicted model, not a curated record. Gene Ontology annotation, molecular function: actin monomer binding. Lineage: Eukaryota; Metazoa; Cnidaria; Hydrozoa; Anthoathecata; Hydridae.